Molecule: messenger RNA, 3314 nt
Organism: Acanthaster planci (crown-of-thorns starfish)
Lineage: Eukaryota; Metazoa; Echinodermata; Asteroidea; Valvatida; Acanthasteridae
Cellular component (GO): extracellular region
Source: RefSeq, a predicted model, not a curated record
AAGGUUUACUGCCGUCAGAUUCAAGACAGACUAGUCGUGGUAUUGUGACCGUCGCUGCCAUUAAGUUAUUCACCGUUCUUCGGCCUGUCCUCACAUCACGACUUCACGUACGUUUUUUUUCACAGAGUUUGUCAGAAAAACAACUCACACAGCGCGCUGCCGGCUAACACGGCUGGGCACCUGCUGGUCUCUAAACCUGUCUAGAACUGUAACCUCGCAGAAAGGACUGACUUUGAAGCAGACCAUCAUGGCAUUAUUCUCUCAUCGGCAGAGUUUAUUCAUUGGAGUUAUUACUUACUGUGUUUUAGCAUCGGUGCUAUGUGCUGACGAAGCCCAGUUUACCAAGAUUGUACCUAAUACCGAGAAACAAAUAGAGAAGUUGAAAGAAGAUGUGGGCCCUGAAGGAGAUAUGGGCCUAUCUCUGGAGCAAGAACAGCCACAAGAAUACAAUGAGCUUGAAAAUUUGGCGAAGCGGGAAGAUAUAAGCAUAGAUGCAGCGAUGAGUGGGGGCGACUUGCAAGGCUUUGACUUGGGACACACGCUUGAAGGAAACCGUGACAGAUCAAGGACAAGGUCAAGAUUACGUUAUCUGAACUCUCAGAACCAGCGGAUGAUUUCUCAACAAGCUGCGCCCAAGCAAGCAGGCCAAAGCGGUAUCAAUGCCCGGAUGGCCAAGAUGAUCGUCGGUUUACAUAACAGUUACAGGCGAACCGUUCCCGGGCCAGCCGCUAACAUGGAGGAAAUGAAAUGGGAUGAGGAUUUAGCCACUAUGGCCUCGGACUACGCUAAGGAAUGCAUCUGGGCACACGGCAACCCAGACAACAUUACUCCCUACCAGCACGUUGGUCAGAACCUGGCCUACAGUAGGGGUGGAGCACCCUCCUCCCCCAUGUUCCUUAUCUCGCACUGGUUCAAUGAGAAGAAAAACUAUGACAUUAACACCGAUUCAUGUGUUCCAGGAGCUGUAUGCGGCCACUACACGCAGGUUGUCUGGGCUCACACGAACAAAAUCGGAUGUGCCUUGCAGUUGUGUCCUGUUCUGCGAGACCCACAACCAGGCGGAGCAGAGUUCACAGAUGCACAUUUGCUUGUUUGCAACUACGGGCCUGGCGGGAACGUAAAUGGCCACACGCCCUAUCAAAUUGGUCAGCCAUGUAGCCUGUGCGCAUCCGGACUGGGAAACUGUAGGAAUGGACUUUGUAGUGAAUGUUCCUUAGUCGACCAAGGAUGCGAAUGCCAUCUGGAGUGUCAGAAUGGAGGGAACAUGAAUUCUGACCAGUGUAAAUGUGACUGUCCUCCAGGAUGGACGGGUACACUCUGCCAAAAUGUCUGCAAUAAUACGCACCCGUGGUGUGGUAAUGGAUGGCCUAAGCACUGGUGCUUUGUUGAGAAUGAUGCCAACCCAGUAGAGCAACUAUGCCCAGCAUUGUGUGGAGUCUGUGAGUGUGGCGGACCCGACUGUGUAAACGGAGGCACUAAAAACCCCGACACGUGCAUGUGUGACUGCAUCGAGCCAUGGAGUGGAGCUUCAUGCUCAGAGUGUAAUAUUCAGUGUGUGCAUGGUUCUAUGGAUUAUGACAACUGCCAUUGUAGCUGUGAUGAUGGCUGGAUGGGCGAAUCUUGUGGAGAGCGUUGUGAAAAUACUAACAAGGUCCUCUGUCAUCGUGGCUGGUAUCCAAACUGGUGUGACGAUGAUCAUCCGUAUGUGCUGACGUACUGUCAAGCCAUGUGUGGCUUAUGCAAUCCUGUGAUGUCUGCAGCUGCUGCUGGAGAUUGCGAUAUGACCUGCUACAACCAAGGUCUGCUGAACCGUGAAACAUGUACGUGUGAGUGUCCAAGUGGAUGGCAUGGAGAAGACUGCACAGCCAUUUGUCGAGAUGAGUUCCAGUAUUGUGAAUGGUCUGAUGCCGUCCUGUGUGAGAACAAUGAGGACUUUGCCACCAAUUACUGUCCAGUAUCCUGUGGCAGAUGCGUGCCAAAUCCUAGCCUACUGGGAGGAUCCAACUUUCAAGUUUAAACAAUAUCACGCAGUUCUUAUUACUGAAGAGAAACGAACGUAAAUGGUGGAACAACAAAUGACAGAUCCUAAGAACAGUGUAUGAACAAAUGAAAUGUCUACAAAAUAAUCAUUAAUGUGCCGUCGUAAGGGUACCAUAGGAGCAAGAAUUGAUUUUCUUAACCGAUUGGCUUUUUAUUUCAUGUGUUUUACGUUCCCCCCUCAUUGGUGACACUCUUUGACAAGGAGAGACUUCAAAUUAUGGACCUAUCCUCGACGUAGCACUUUGAUAGUGAGAUCUUUGAGGAGAUAUCUGAUGAUGGUAUUAUAAUUAAAAUAGUAAUUUAGUUGGUUUAGAUUUUUAGAAUCUAGAGCCUAAGCCGACCUUUUCAUUUUUUGAUUUCAGACAUAAAUAUGGUUCGAUAACAGUAUCCACUUGAAUGCGUAGACUCAUUAAAGUUUUGCAUAAUAAUUAUGCUCACUUCAUGACAACUUCAUCGCUGAUUAUUCCUCGUGUGUAAGUUAUGUCCAUUCAAUUAAAUACAUGUAGGCCUAUACAAAUAAAGUCAACAUCAUGAGAAACAGAAACUGAUGUUUAUGCUUAUUUUUAUGUAGUAUCUAGUUUUAAAUGAACACAUAAAAUUCCUUACCUUUGCUGUAGUAAAAGUCAUAUUUUAUGUAUGGCCAAGCAGAUUUCGUUCAAGUACUUUAAAUAUGAGAAACACUAUGUCCAUUCAUGGAAUACAUUGCUCGGUCACUUUGGCAAAGGUUUUAAAAACAAAAUCAACCUCUUACCCACAUUCAUGUGUGUUUUAUUGUAAUCAUAGUGAUGGAGGUCUGAGUUUGUUUCUCUUGGUUUUGCACUCUAAAGCCUCAAAGAUUCAAAAACAUUAAAAUAUCAUCAAUAUUUCAUCAAUCUGUAAACUAAGAGGGGUUUUUAAAAUGUAGCGAUAACUCGAUAUACCAUACCCGUGUCUCAUUAACUUAUUCCAUUUAAUAUCAGUGGAGUGUACGUGUGUAAGUCCAAUGUAGUGGCGUUCUAUUACAUGUAAUGGUGUUUUACGUUCUUAAUCCAUGGUUGUCGAAGCCAAACGCAUUUAGUUAACGAAUGCGGCAAUUUAUUGUAUAAUUUUUUGUGUAUAUAUGUCUUGUCUAAAUUCUGUAAAUGCGGAAUAGAACAGAAUUCCAGCUACCUAUUCUAUUUCAUUCAUAAUGUAACGUUUGUUGUAGAAACAUUGAUUAUACUCAUAUAAUUAUGAUAUACCUGUAUACAUGUUUGACCAUGUUAAUUCAAUAAACACAAGUGGAGAAACUUAAA